This is a messenger RNA of Polyodon spathula (Mississippi paddlefish), 1240 nucleotides long. It is a transcript of the gene hoxa1a, whose product is annotated as homeobox A1a. The record is from RefSeq and is a predicted model, not a curated record. The transcript is spliced from 2 exons. Gene Ontology annotation, biological process: regulation of transcription by RNA polymerase II. Gene Ontology annotation, molecular function: DNA-binding transcription factor activity, RNA polymerase II-specific; RNA polymerase II cis-regulatory region sequence-specific DNA binding. Gene Ontology annotation, cellular component: nucleus. NCBI's taxonomy places the organism in Eukaryota, Metazoa, Chordata, Actinopteri, Acipenseriformes, Polyodontidae. Bases 4 to 957 code for a protein of 317 amino acids.
AGCAUGAGCUCCUUUCUAGAUUACCCUGUCAUCAACGGAGACACCGGGUGCUCACCCAGGGCUUACCACCCAGACCAUGGAAUUACAACUUUUCAGUCCUGCGCUGUCACAGCUAAUACUUGUAGCCGAGACGAUCGCUUUAUUGUAGGCAGGGGUACCCAAGGUGGCCCAUCUCAUCAUCAGCCUGGAUCUUACCAGCACCAUAACAGUCUGGGGAUCUCUUAUACCAGCCACCCCAGCUGUAGCACAGGUUAUGGCACGCAGAAUUUCUGCACAGGUUACAGUCACUAUUCUCUGAGCCAGGAUGCGGAUUCCACUGCAGGGUAUCCCCAAUGUACCCCAGCUGUUUACACUGGGAAUAUUUCGUCUUCCAUGGUCCAUCAUCACCAAGGUUACAGCGGAGCAGCAUUGGGUCCAAUCCACUAUCCCCAUCAAGCUUAUGGACACGAGGAACAGAAUGUGACACUGUCAGCCUGCAAUAACCCCUUAUCCCCUGUGCAUGCCAGUCACCAGGAAACCUGCUGCUCUCCGUUAUCAGAGGCUUCAGCCCCAGCACAGACAUUUGAAUGGAUGAAAGUUAAAAGGAAUCCUCCCAAAACUGGCAAAGUCGGAGAAUAUGGUUUCGCUGGACAACCGAACACAGUAAGAACAAAUUUUACAACCAAGCAACUCACAGAGCUGGAGAAGGAGUUUCACUUCAACAAGUACCUGACAAGAGCCAGGAGAGUGGAAAUAGCAGCUGCCUUGCAGCUGAACGAGACGCAAGUAAAGAUCUGGUUCCAGAACCGUAGAAUGAAGCAAAAGAAACGAGAAAAAGGGGGAUUGAUACCGGCUUCUCCUUCAAAAACACCAGUCAACGACGAAAAGACAGAUGAGUCAUCAGAAAAAUCAAUUUCAACACCGUCAACCCCUUCUCCAGCUUCGUCCUCUGCAGAAACUCAAACUACCUCAAUUUAGGACAUCACAGACACAAUAUAUAAGACGGGUGUUACACAACAGUGUGCCUGUGUUGGAUGUGAUCUAAGCUUUUCCACAUUGCCAUUAAUCACUGUCAUUGGAAAUAGUAACGUAAUUUCCUCUUUAUUUAUUAACUUUAUGUAAAGACCAAGGAACCCAGGCUAAGUUAAAAAUAAAAUUAAUGGGUUCUAUUUUAGAAUACCUAGUUUGUGAGUUUUCCAUGAUUGCAUGUUUAACUAUAAACGGGAAACAAAACGAUUUCGCAGUGCAGCCAAAUUGUUUG